Molecule: messenger RNA, 1986 nt
Organism: Humulus lupulus (European hop)
Lineage: Eukaryota; Viridiplantae; Streptophyta; Magnoliopsida; Rosales; Cannabaceae
Product: serine/threonine-protein phosphatase PP2A catalytic subunit
Exons: 6
Coding region: 433-1353 (306 amino acids)
Biological process (GO): mitotic cell cycle; peptidyl-serine dephosphorylation
Cellular component (GO): cytoplasm
Molecular function (GO): protein serine/threonine phosphatase activity
Source: RefSeq, a predicted model, not a curated record
UUUUGCAUUUUCAUUUCACAUUCAUCUUCAUUUCAUUUCGCAGGCUCCUUCCCUCCCUCGUUUUCUUCCAUUUCCCUCUUUUUUUCCUCACAUUUACGUAAAUACAAUUUUAAUUUAAUUUCCGCUAUUUCUGUUUGUUUCAUUCUUCUUCCUUUUGAUUUUUCUUUUUCUGUUUGGUUCAAGAGGGGAAAAAAAAGAAAAAGAAAGAGAACAAGGAAUGAUCAAGGGGUUGAAAGCAUACCGAACUCCUAACCGAUUUGUCUCGCGCUUCGAUGCGAAACUUUAACCUGGUAACGAUUUCUCGCAGAUCAUUAGUCUUUUGGCCGGGUUCGAUCGGUUGUCGGUGUUGAGCACCGAAGUUGGAGGUGAAUCGAUCUGUGGAAUCGGUAAGUCUCGACGAUUUUGUGAAAUCUGACGGUCUAAAAAACAAGGAUGCCGUCUCACGCGGAUCUGGACCGCCAGAUCGAACAUCUGAUGGAGUGUAAGCCGUUGCCGGAGGCUGAGGUGAAGACGCUCUGCGAUCAGGCGAGGGCGAUUCUGGUGGAGGAGUGGAACGUUCAGCCGGUAAAGUGUCCGGUAACGGUGUGCGGUGAUAUUCAUGGUCAGUUCUACGAUCUCAUCGAGCUAUUUCGGAUAGGCGGGAAUGCACCUGAUACCAAUUACCUUUUUAUGGGAGAUUAUGUAGACCGCGGGUACUAUUCAGUGGAGACUGUCACACUUCUGGUGGCAUUAAAAGUCCGGUACAGAGAUAGAAUUACAAUCCUCAGAGGAAACCAUGAGAGUCGGCAAAUUACUCAAGUGUAUGGUUUUUAUGAUGAAUGCUUGCGGAAAUAUGGAAACGCAAAUGUCUGGAAGUAUUUUACCGAUUUAUUUGAUUACCUACCCCUUACAGCUCUCAUCGAGAGUCAGAUUUUCUGCUUGCAUGGAGGGCUUUCACCAUCUUUAGAUACAUUGGAUAACAUUCGAGCUUUGGAUCGAAUACAGGAGGUUCCACAUGAAGGACCAAUGUGUGAUCUCUUGUGGUCUGAUCCAGAUGAUCGCUGCGGGUGGGGAAUAUCUCCUCGUGGUGCUGGUUACACAUUUGGACAGGAUAUAGCUGCUCAAUUUAACCAUACCAAUGGACUUUCUCUGAUUUCAAGGGCUCACCAGCUUGUGAUGGAAGGAUACAAUUGGUGCCAGGAGAAGAAUGUUGUGACGGUAUUUAGUGCUCCAAACUAUUGUUACCGUUGUGGGAAUAUGGCUGCCAUACUUGAGAUUGGGGAGAAUAUGGACCAGAACUUCCUUCAAUUUGACCCAGCACCUCGGCAAAUUGAGCCAGACAACACUCGCAAGACCCCGGACUAUUUUUUGUAAUUUUCACAUACCUUAUCUGCCAACUGUUUGUAAUCCUUGUUUUCUGCUGUAUUACUACUGAAGAUGUGUCUUUAAAAGAGGAGUUACCGAUGUUUAAGUUGAGGGUUUUACCGUCAACACCAUUCUUUGUUUGGAGUUUUUGUCCCCACUGCUGCAUUGUUGAUUUGCCCAAGAAACUCUUAGGAGAAUUCACAGUAGCCACCAAAUAGAUUGUUUUUUGUAUAUUUUUUUCGAGAGAGGAGGUGGCAAUAACAUGGUGUAUCUUGCUCUAUAAUUUUGCGAUUCCAAUGUAGAAAAGCAGAUCCGUGAAAACCGUUAGUUUCAAUUUGACUUGCUGAAGUGGCGGUCUACUUCGCAGCAAAUUCUGGUACGUUUCACUGAUGUAAAUUGUUUUGGGAAGGAAGGACUAAUAUGAAAGUCUUGCUGUUCUCUAAAGAAAUGUUUGUUUGCUUUUUUUUCUUUCCCUUUCUUUAGUUGUUUAAAAGUGCCAAAGACUAGGCUCUUAGUGUUUGUCGAUGGAGAAUGGAAAGUGGAGUUAGGUAGGUAUUGGUUGUUUUUGUACAUAAUUGAAUUUGGACAUGCUUGGUUUGUCUGAUCUGACUGUUGGGAGUUAUACAGAUAUUUUCGAAGCAA